GGCGACGACACAGUCUGUUCUAACACCAGAAACGUGGCCGCGAGUUGUCAAAACUACCUGGUCGAGACUUUUCUCCCCUCAGCAAAUCAGAUUUGUUUGUCAGACUAUUAUCAAAACCAUAAAAGGAAGAGCAAAAGUAGCCUUGUGUGAAAGGCUACUAACAGCACAGAAACCAACACCAGGGCUACUGGAAACUCUACUCCUCUCUUGGACCGUGCUGUCAGCAUGACUGAAAAGCCUUCACUAGACAGCAACGAGGACAGGGCCUGGCUGGGUGAGGGUCAGUCUGAAACUCAGCUUGCAAGUGUUCCCGAUGGAGUUGAGACAAACGAUGGAGACCGGCCAGCAUGGGACUCUAAGAUCCAGUAUGUGUUGGCCCAGGUGGGGUUCAGUGUGGGCUUAGGGAAUGUAUGGAGGUUCCCAUAUCUUUGCCACCAAAAUGGAGGAGGGGCCUUCAUGCUGCUGUAUGUUUUUCUUCUACUGAUUGUGGGAGUUCCACUGUUUUUUAUGGAGCUGGCAGCUGGCCAGAGCAUUCGCCAGGGGAGCAUCGGUGUGUGGAAACACAUCUCCCCAAAACUGGCAGGGAUUGGCUACUCCAGCUGCAUGGUCUGUUUUUACGUGGGUCUUUACUACAAUGUUAUCAUUGCAUGGAGCCUGUUCUACAUGGGUAAUUCUUUCCAGUAUCCUCUGCCAUGGGAGCAGUGUCCAAUCGAUGUAACUACUAAUAACACAGUGAGGGAAUGUGCAAGUAGCUCCCCGACGUCAUAUUUCUGGUUUCGGAAAGCGUUAAACAUCACGAAUUCCAUCGAAGAAUCCGGAGAGUUUAACCCCAUCAUGACGGGCUGUUUAUUGGCCGCUUGGGCAAUUGUCUCAUUGGCUAUGAUCAAGGGCAUCAAGUCUUCUGCAAAGGUGAUGUACUUUUCCUCAGUCUUUCCCUAUGUGGUGCUCUUUAUUUUCCUCAUCAGAGGGUCGAUGUUGGACGGUGCAAUGGAAGGAAUCACCUAUAUGUUUUAUCCUAGACUGGAAAUUUGGGGUAAUGUGCAGGUGUGGCGACAGGCUGCCACGCAAGUCUUUUUUGCCCUCGGUCUGGGCUAUGGCUCUGUUAUCGCAUAUUCCUCCUACAAUCCAGUCCACAACAACUGCCACAGGGACGCGCUGAUGGUCUCUGGCAUCAACUUCAUGACGUCUGUGCUGGCCUCGCUGGUAGUUUUUGUAGUGCUGGGUUUCCGUGCCAAGAACAUUGCACUACGCUGCGUGGCUAAAAAUCUUGGUCUGCUAAGCUCCAUGACAUCCCAUGGAUCUAACCAGCACUGGUGGCCUUGGUUCAACAUCACUGAUCCAAGCUCUGUGUCUUUAGGUGAAUACAGAGAGUGGUACAGUCACUACAGCUCCAUAGUUGGGCCUAACAUCACUGACUGCAGUCUGGAGGAGGAGAUGAAUAAGGGUGUUGAAGGGACAGGCCUGGCGUUCAUAGCAUUCACUGAGGUGAUGGCCCUCUUCCCAGCCAGCCCCUUCUGGUCCACACUGUUUUUCCUAAUGCUGCUCAACCUGGGCCUCAGCACCAUGUUUGGGACCAUGCAGGGGAUCCUCACACCUCUUAUGGACAAUUUUAGCCUCUUGGGGCGCCACCGCACUAUACUCACUGUGUCCAGCUGUGCUUUAGGGUUCUUGAUAGGACUAUUGUUUACCCAGCGCUCUGGUAACUACUUUGUGACUAUGUUUGAUGACUACUCAGCAACCCUCCCAUUAAUCAUCGUAGUCAUUUUUGAAACCUUCAGUGUGGCGUGGGUUUAUGGAACUGAUCGCUUCCUAGAUGAUAUUGAAGUCAUGCUCAAAUGGCGCCCCCCAGUGGUGUACAAAUAUCUUUGGAAAUAUGUUUGCUUACUGGCGAUGGUUAGUCUUCUGGCUGCCAGUUUGCUGCGCAUGGUCCUCAAAGGGCCCACAUACACCGCCUGGAAUCAAAACACAGCUUCUGAGAUGACCCUUGAGUACCCUGGCUGGGCCCUGGCUAUGAUUGUUAUGCUCAUAGUCUUUGCUACCUUACCUGUGCCUGUUGGCUACAUCCAUUCCACGUUGAAAAACCGCAUGGUCCGUAACAGUGGCUCUGAAGAGGGAGGCAGUCCGGAGGUGCACCGCGAGUUGUACACUAAGUGUAACUCCACUGAGCAGCUGGAUUCCAACUCCCGCCACCGAGUCCCCUCUGAAGAAGACGAGGCUCGUCCCAGGACUGCCUUUCUGCCAAUCGGCAAUGAACACUAUCGGCUCCUGCCCCAGCAGGAGGAGGAAGAAGAGGAGCAAGAUACAGGGGUGUGAGCACAGCUGUGGGAGGGUAGUUGUUUGUGAAAGGACAACAUUUUGAACCUCUGAGAGUGUACAAGCAAGAACCUGCCGGAGAAAGAUGGCAAAGUGAAGGGAGGACAGUCAGACAGAAUUAUACUUUCAGAGGAAGAGUCUUUGGGAUGUACUCUAUCAUCAUAUUCAAACAAGCGCUACAUUGCUGACAAACCAAAGUUAUUUUAACUAUUCAUAUUAGUGAAAGUACACCACCACCUCAGCUCCUUCUUGUGCAUCCCUUCAUUCAUUUUCUGAACCACUUGUGCUGUUCAGAAAAUAAAAACACUCGCAAAUACAUGAAAAACAAAAGA
Molecule: messenger RNA, 2645 nt
Organism: Seriola dumerili (greater amberjack)
Lineage: Eukaryota; Metazoa; Chordata; Actinopteri; Carangiformes; Carangidae
Gene: slc6a16a
Product: sodium-dependent neutral amino acid transporter B(0)AT2-like
Exons: 12
Coding region: 226-2313 (695 amino acids)
Biological process (GO): sodium ion transmembrane transport
Cellular component (GO): membrane
Source: RefSeq, a predicted model, not a curated record